AUGUUAAAAUUAUCGCAUAUUGUUAUCUACACUGGUAAGAAUGUUCUUUUAAGUUGGAUCAAUCCUAGAACACUCUAUUUAGUUAUGUGUUUGAUUAAAAUUGUAAAUAAUCAAUUACUCAUACAACCAACAGAAUCAAUUAUUUCACAUAAUCAAUUCAAACCAUUUAUUGCUUUGUGUUUUGGACUGAAAAACACUCGAGUUGAUACUUGGCAAUCUCCAUCACAAAUUGAUAUUGAAGAAGAUGGAAAUGCAAGAAUAACCAUAGAACGUAAAAGAAAUGGCGUACGUUUACGUAUACGAAAUUUAACACAAAAUGAUCAAGGUACAUGGAAAUGUUUAGGUUUUGAUCAAGAUGGAAAAUCAUUUUCGAAUACUUUACAAAUUGUUGUUAAAGUUCCAAUAACAUUCAUAAGUGAACCAAUUCAAUAUGCUGAAUUAAAUUCUGUUGUAUUAAUCAAAUGUCGAGUAAUAUCAAACCCAUCUGCUGAAAUUUCAUGGUUUAAAGGACAAAAUCGAAUAGAACUUUUACCACCAAAUUAUGAACAAACAAAUGAUGGAUUAAAAAUUAAUCGAGUUUCAUCAACAGAUAAUGAUAUUUUUUGGUGUCAAGCUGAUGUUGUUGAAACUGGUGAAUCAAAAGAUUAUCAAAUUCAAGUUGUACUUGCUCAAGCUAUAACGUCUUCAAAAAUUAUUUGUUCGUCACCAUGUGCUGUUGAAAAGCGAACAGCUACUUUAAUUUGUGAAGCAAGUGGAAAUAAUCAUUUAAUUGUAAAUGGACUAUCAAAAUUUAUUGUUCGUGAAAAUCGAUUAAUUAUAAAUUAUGUUGAUCAAACAGAUAGUGGUCGAUAUUCAUGUCAUGCAUUUAAUGAUUUUGAUCAAAAAGGACAAAAAACAGAAUAUAUACUUAAUAUUACAAUUCCACCUCGCCUUUCACCUAUACCUCAAAUAGAAGUUAAUUUUGAUGAGAAUUUUCGAUCAAAACAAGUUGGUUUUAUUUGUCGUGUUGAACGUGCUUCAACUGAAAGUCUUUCUUUAGAAUGGCUUUAUGCUAAUAAUACACCCGUGCAAGCAAUCGAUGAUAUAUCAAUUGAUACUACUCGAUUGACAACGCAACAUUUAAUUGAAUUAAAUUUUAAUCCAAUACGCCGUGAACAUCAUGGAAAUUAUACAUGUUUAGCAAAGAAUUUAGCUGAUGCAAUAUCUACUGUUGCUCAACUUAUUGUUCGAUAUAAACCUAUAUUUAUUGAGCCAAAGAUGACUGAUAUAUAUAGUGUACCCAAUUACCGCACAAUAAUGAAAUGUCAAAUUGAUAGCUAUCCGCCACCUGUUAUUCAAUGGGUAAAAAUGAUACAAGGAAAUGAUAUAAAUCAGAUCAUUUUAGAAGAUAAUGAUCCACAAGUAAUUGACAUUUUUACUAAACAAAUUGGUGCAACACUUUAUGAAACACAAUUGACAUAUAAUCCAUCAGAAGAAGAUUUUGGUUUAAAUUUUGAAUGUCGAGCGAAUAAUUCUCGUAUUGAAAAACAUUCAAUAACUCUUCAACGUGCUGAACCUCCACGACCAGUUCGUAUACCUGAAGUUAAACCAAAUUCAAAUACAAUUGAACUUAAUAUCCAGCCAACAUUAGAGUUUGGUGGUCUUCCUUUACUUCAAUAUAUUGUUAAAUAUGAACAAGUUGGCGUUCCUAAUUCAUUCAAGACAAUUUUAUUUCCAGUUGUAUCAAAUCAAUCACAAACAAUUGAAAUAAAAUCUCUUCAAGCAGCAAGCUUGUAUCGAAUUCAAGUAGCUGCUGAAAAUCAUGCAGGACAAAGUGUUUUUUCGACACCUAUUCAAGCAAAAACUUUCUCUGGAGAAGUUCCACAAUUUAGUUUAUCAAAUACAUCAUGUCUUGACUAUAGAUCUUGUUUAAUUAAAUGGUUUAUUGUCUAUGAUGGUGGUUCAAAAAUAUCACAAGUUGAAAUUUCUUAUGCUACAAUUCAUGGUAAUAAUAAAGUAGGAAAAUGGAGUAAGCCAAUUCGUAUUGAAUCACAGGCGACUGAAUAUGAAUUGAAAGACCUUAAAUCGAAAACAAAUUAUAUAAUUGUUGUUCGUCUAUUUAAUGCAGCUGGACAUAGUGAAGAAAAAAUUCGAAUAACAACAAAUUUAAUUUCUGAAUGUAAAAUAGGUUGUCGUUCUAAACCAAGUGUCUUGAUUAUUAUAGGAAUAAUAGCUAGUAUUAUUCUUGGUGCUAUUAUUAUAUUUAUUUUGUUGAUUCUAAAUCGAGCGCUACUUACACAUUACAAUUAUCGAAAUCCUGAGUCAUCUCCAGCGAUUGGCAGAAGAGCUACCGACGAUGAAUGA
Rotaria sp. Silwood1 is the source of this 2343-nucleotide messenger RNA. NCBI's taxonomy places the organism in Eukaryota, Metazoa, Rotifera, Eurotatoria, Philodinida, Philodinidae. The record is from the annotation of a GenBank genome assembly.